ACCUAAUACUGCCAGAUCCCAGAUCCACAGGUAUAAGAUUGUUUCAAUGAACUCAUAUCCAUAUACUAUAGACUACUAGUAUUCUCCACCUCCAAAAGAAAAUGAGCCACAAAAAACCAAGAGUGAUGGCUGUACCUUUUCCCGCCCAAGGUCAUGUGAAACCCCUUCUCUUCUUUUCCGACAAGCUCGCCCAACAUGGCUUUAGAGUCACCUUCGUUUAUAAUGAACAUGACCAUAAACAAAUCUUGAGUGCCAUGAAUGACUGUGAUCGCGAGAGCAAUAAGCCAGAGAAUAUUGAGUUUGUGUCGGUCCCAGAUGGACUGAGCCCAGAGGAUAGAGCUGCUGGUGUUGGGAAUGUGUGUCAAGCUGUCUUAGACACUUUACCUGCAGAGCUUGAAAAGCUCAUAGAAACUAUAAAUGGAAACACUACUUCCGACGACGACAAGAUCAGUUGUGUCAUUCUUGAUUUUUAUUUGGGCUGUGCUUUGAAAGUUGCAACUAAGAUGGGUAUUCCAGGAGCAAUUUUUUGUCCUUCUUCGGCUGUUUCUGUCGCCUACACCAUGAAUAUGCCAAAGCUGAUACGUGAUGGGAUCGUUGAUGAUAAUGGAAGUCCAACAAAAGCCCAAAUAAUUCAACUAUCUCUUGGCAUGCCUAGUAUGGACACAUCAAAGUUACCUUGGAAGGUUGAUAACUUAGUUCAACAAAAGGCAGCAUUUGAAAUUUAUCUAGAAGCCUGUAAUGGUUUUGAAACCGCACAUUGGUGUAUGUGCAAUACAACUUAUGACAUUGAACCUGAUGCAUUUUCUUUAUUUCCAAAGCUACUACCAAUAGGUCCAUUAUUGGCAGAGAAAACUAGUAGUUCACUAGAUAUUUCUGGAUCACAAUUUUGGGCUGAAGAUACUUCUUGUUUAAAUUGGCUCGAUCAACACAAGCCUCGCUCGGUUAUAUAUGUUGCAUUUGGCAGUUUCGCAUCUCUUGAGCAAUACCAGUUUCUUGAGUUGGCUCAUGGGCUUGAGCUUACUGGUAGACCAUUCCUUUGGGUUGUUCGUCCGGGAAUUAUAUCUAAUAAUGAAGAAAACAAUGAGUUUGACCCAUUCGAAUUUUUGGGAGGAAAUAAUGAUUUUAGAAAAAUAGUCAAUUGGGCACCCCAACAAAAGGUUCUGAAACAUCCUUCUAUUGCUUGUUUUGUGAGUCAUUGUGGAUGGAACUCAACUAUGGAAGGUUUGAACAACGGAGUACCUUUUUUGUGUUGGCCCUAUUUUGCUGAUCAAUUUUUAGAUAAAGAUUACAUAUGUGAUUUUUGGAAAGUUGGAAUGGGGUUUGUAUCCAAUGAAAAUGGCAUUAUAACGAGUGAAGAGGUGAGAAAUAAAGUGGAAAAACUUCUGAGUGACGUAGAUAUAAGAGAAAGAUCCUUAGAAUUCAAAAAAAUGGGAAUGAAAAAUAUCGGUGAAGAUGGUGUGUCUUCAAAGAAUUUUAAUAAUUUCGUGAAAUGGUUGGAAGCAUUGUAGCUCAAAUCAAAUAUAUAUAUAUAUAUAUAUGGGAAUUCUCCCUUAGGCUUCACUUUAAGCCCUACCGGUGGAGCUCUCAAUGUUCUCGACUCGUGAGCAGUUUUCAGCACGAAUUUUUUUGAUGAGCGUGUAUAUUGUAGUUAUUUAGAGCAUCCUGCAAAUUUUCAGAAAAUUCCGAAUAAUUUACAGUAACGAAAAUUAGGUUCAAACAUGUUGUUGCACGCGUGAUUAAUUUUUUUUAUGUGCGUGGAAAAUAACAUGUUUGAACAUAAUUUUUGGUACGGUAAAUUUUUCGGAAUUUUCUGAAAAUUUACAGGAUGUUCUAAAUAGCUACAAUAUACACGCUCAUAAAAAAAAUCGCGCCGAAAACUGUUCACAGGUUGAGAAACACUAAGAAUCCUACCGAUAAGACUUAAAACGAAGACCCUCUAUGAAAAUUGUCCAAUAUAUUUAUUAGGUGUAUUAUGAGUAAUAAUAUAGUGAUUUUGUCAAUUGGGCUUGCUCAGGUAAUAAUAUAGUGUGUGUGAGUAUAUGUGGAAGGGGAUAAGGGUUUAAUUCCUCAUUAUAUCAAAAAAUAAUAAUAAUAAUAAUAUAGCCUGUGAUUUCACAUCUCUCCUCUUAUUGACGAGGUCAAGGUUCAAUCCCUCUCCCAACCCCAUGUAAUAAAAAAAAAUAGUAAUAAUAUAAUUUUCUCACAGAAAUUUGUCUA
Messenger RNA from Humulus lupulus (European hop), 2217 nucleotides. RefSeq names its product UDP-glycosyltransferase 83A1-like. NCBI's taxonomy places the organism in Eukaryota, Viridiplantae, Streptophyta, Magnoliopsida, Rosales, Cannabaceae. Gene Ontology annotation, molecular function: UDP-glycosyltransferase activity. The transcript is spliced from 2 exons. The record is from RefSeq and is a predicted model, not a curated record. The coding region runs from base 102 to 1508 and encodes 468 amino acids.